CUCAUUUUUGUCGUCUAUUCACUCUUGAAAAAGUAACGACGACCUCCACUUCAGCAGCGGUGUCACCGCAACAAUCAUCCAGAAGGUGCCGUCGUUUGAAGAAGCUACGAAGAUCCGCUGAGAUAUUGGAUUCAAUUCCACGCACUCGAAUAACUACAGAAUCGGGUUCACUUUUCCAUCGCAAUUUCGGUAUCUUUACUUCCUGCAAUUCAAACUCCAGUGGCAAAUUCCGUGGUAACUCUUCAAUGUUUCACCUGUAGCUUCAGUUUCCGGUGUAUAGAAAAUUGAAGGCUUUGCACUGAUAUUUUGUUCGCUUGACUGGUGCAAAGGCUUCUGCUCUGUAUCUUGGUUUCUGGUUUUGCACUAGUCAUUCGAAUUGCACAAUUUGCUAGAGGGUAAUAUCGGUUUGUGAGUGGAUUAGGGUUUUCACUAAGGUUUUAGGGAUUUAUAGGGUUUAUGUUUCAAGGGUAGCCAGUGACAGUAGCAUUAGCUUGCUUUAGUUGUUUUGAAUUUGAUCCAGUUGGAAUUAGGGUGUUUCUUUGAUGACAGUAGAUUGAGGAUGGUGAGGUUUUUAGGUUUGACUCUUGGUUACACUGAAGAACCCCGGGAAAUAGCAUCAAGAUCGAAUCUGACUGGUGAGUCUGGUGAAAAUGGGUGGCUCAUCAGGUUCUUUGACUCGGCGUUCUUCUGCGAGUGGAUUGCUGUUAGCUACUUGUAUAAGCAUGAUCACGCGGGGGUGCGUGAUUAUCUCUGCAAUAGAAUGUAUACACUUCCGUUGCAAGGUGUUGAGAGUUAUUUGUUCCAGAUAUGUUACAUGAUGAUACACAAGCCUAGUCCAUCCUUGGAUAAAUAUGUGAUAGAUGUGUGCUCGAAGUCGCUUAAAAUUGCUUUGAAGGUACAUUGGUUCUUGUUGGCAGAGCUUGAGGACUCUGAUGAUAAUGAAGGGAUUAGUAGGAUUCAGGAGAAGUGUCAGAUUGCUGCCACCUUGAUGGGUGAGUGGCCACCUCUAAUUAGGCCUCAAACUGAACCUCCAAGUCCUGGAGGGAAGAGCCAAGUUUUGAAUAGGUUACUGUCAUCAAAAAAUCGCUUGUUGUCACUAACAUCCUCACCACCUGGUCAGAAGUCUUUAUCAUUUUCACCGUCCUCAGGAAACAAUUUGCAAGAGGAUGGGAAACCAAUGUCUCCAGACGAGAACAAGAUAUUUAAGAAGUUUAUGCCAGGCCCUAAGGUUAGAGAUGCGUUACUUUUUAGGAAGUCAGUGGACAAAGACGAUGAUGGUUCUGAAAAGGAUGGUUUUUUCAAGAGGCUUUUGAGAGAUAGCAAAGGUGAUGAUGAACUGGGCCAAAAAUUUCGUGAUGCAUUUCUGUUUAGGAAGUCAUCUGCGAAAGAUGAUGAAGAGUCUGAAAAAGAUAAUUUCUUUAAAAGGUUCUUAAGGGACAGUAGAGGUGACGAUGAAGACUCAGAAAAGGAUGGUUUCUUCCGAAGACUCUUAAGGGACAGUAGAAGUGAAGAUGAAGAUGUAGCUUCAAGUUCGGAGGGACUAUUCAAGAGGUUGUUUCGUGAUAGCAAGAAUGAUUCUGAGGACAGAGCAUACUCUAAAACAAUAGAAUAUGAAGAUAAAGAGGGAUUUUUUCGAAAGUUGUUCCGAGAGAAAUCGGAAGAUAGGAAGGACGGGAGUGAUAGGAAUGAUAACAGAGAAGCUACUAAUGUUGACGAGAAAUGUGCCAAACCUGCUGAAGAGGAUGAAAAAGAAGGGUUUUUCCGGAAAUUAUUAAAGGAUAAAUUUGAGGACAAGAAGGAUACAAAUGAUAAGAUUGAAGAAGGUACUCCCAACGGUGAGGAAGAAGAGUCUUCUGAGUUUUCCUUGUUCAAAAGAUUAUUUCGUGUGCACCCAGAAGAUGCUAAAAGUAGUAUGGCCAAUGCAAACAUCAAUAACGGUGGUUUAGUUGAAAGUAGUCCAGGUACUGAUAAUUUUUUUCGUAAAUUGUUCAGAGAUCGUGACCGUUCAAUUGAAGAUUCAGAGCUAUUGGGUCCAAAAAGACAGAAAGAGAAGAAACCUGGAUCCCCAACGCAGCAAAGUGAAAAAUCAAGCACAAAGCCACCAUUACCAAUUAGUCCAUCUCAGUUUCGGAAAGGGGCAUACCAUGAUUCAUUGGAGUUUGUGCAGUCAUUAUGUGAUACGUCGUAUGGGUUAGUGGAUGUAUUUCCACUUGAAGAUCGCAAAAGUGCUCUUCGUGAGGCGCUUGUGGAAAUCAAUCUACAUGUAGUGAAGGUUCAGAACACUGGAGGUGUUUGUUUUCCAUUGGGAAAGGGCAUGUAUCGUGUGCUUAACAUACCUGAAGAUGAAGCUGUUCUCUUGAAUUCUAGGGAGAAAGCACCUUUCCUGAUCUGUGUAGAGGUUUUGAGAUGUGAAAUGCCAAGUAAUUCUAAGGAGGCAUCAAGUUCUCAAAAACUUUCUCAAGGGGGAAUUCCUUUGGCAAAUGGAGAUGCGCUCAUGCAAAGACCACCCCCCUGGGCUUAUCCGUUACGGACAGCACAAGAGGUUUAUCGCAAUAGCAAUGAUAGGAUGUCCAGUUCAACUGCUCACGCAAUUGACCAGGCAAUGACUCAUAUAUCUGAGGCAAAAAUCAAAUUUGUUAGUGUGAAUCUUUCCACAGAAACACAGUUAAAUGGUCAGCCAGAGCAAAUUGAAGUGGUUGAUCUACAUGGUGGCAGUCAGCGUUCUGCUUCAAUUCAUAGAGAUGGUGUGUCUGACAAAGCUGCAGCAGGACGUGGCAGUGAUUUGGAAUGGGUACGUGUAGUGUUGACAGCUGAUCCUGGGGUUAGAUUGGAAGAUAUUGAGGACCAAGCACCUCCCCGGAGGAAGGAACAUCGCCGUGUUCCAAGUACGGUGGCAAUAGAGGAAGUAAAGGCUGCGGCAGCAAAAGGGGAAGCACCUCUUGGACUUCCUUUGAAAGGUGCCGGUCAAGAUUCAUCUGAUGCACAACCAAGGGCUAAUGGAAUUACUCCCAAAGCCAGCGAUGCCUUGUCCGGUGAACUUUGGGAGGCAAAGAAGGAUAGGAUAUGCAAGGCUUCCAUAUAUGGGAAGUUACCUGGUUGGGACUUGCGAUCUGUUAUUGUUAAGAGUGGUGAUGAUUGCAGGCAGGAGCAUCUGGCUGUUCAACUUAUUUCUCACUUCUAUGAUAUUUUCCAAGAAGCUGGCCUACCCCUCUGGCUGCGACCAUAUGAAGUUCUGUGUACUUCUUCUUACACAGCUAUUAUUGAAACAAUUCCAGAUACGGCUUCUCUACACUCUAUCAAAAGUAGAUAUCCCAACAUCUCAAGCUUACGUGAAUUCUUCAGUGCUAAGUAUGAAGAAAAUUCUUCCAGUUUUAAACUUGCCCAGAGAAACUUUGUUGAAAGUAUGGCAGGAUAUUCCCUGGUGUGCUACUUUCUGCAGGUAAAGGAUAGGCAUAAUGGGAACCUCCUAUUGGAUGAAGAAGGUCAUAUCAUACAUAUUGAUUUUGGCUUCAUGCUCUCUAAUUCACCUGGUGGUGUUAACUUUGAAAGUGCACCUUUCAAACUAACUCGGGAACUUCUUGAGGUUAUGGAUUCUGAUGCUGAGGGUGUUCCAAGUGAGUUCUUUGAUUACUUUAAGGUUUUAUGCAUUCAAGGCUUCCUUACUUGCCGCAAGCAUGCCGAGCGCAUCAUUCUUCUUGUUGAGAUGUUGCAGGAUUCAGGUUUCCCAUGUUUUAAAGGUGGUGCCCGGACAAUACAGAACCUACGAAAGCGAUUUCAUCUCAGUUUAACUGAAGAGCAAUGUGUCUCCUUGGUGCUGUCACUCAUCAGCAGCAGCCUGGAUGCUUGGAGGACCCGGCAGUAUGAUUAUUAUCAGAGGGUUUUGAAUGGAAUACUAUGAGAUACUUUGCCAUGGUGAUCACUUGCUUUCCUCUUACGCCAACCCUUGUAAUUAAUUAGCUAAAGGGGAAGGUUGGUUCACUGUAAAAUGGCUUUAAAGUUUUCAACAGAGGGAAGAAUUAAUAGUGGGAACGGGAAGCCUCUUUUCCCCCAUGAAGAUCCUAACUCGUCAAAAUCAUAGUGUACCAGGCUAUAUUUACUGAAGCUGGGUCUUUUUUAUUUCAUUUCCUUCGUAUCAUAUGAAGCUCUGCUGCUUGGAGAAGUUGCAUUAGCCUCCUAAAUGCAGAGGGACAGUGCAGAGUGUACAGUGAUUUGAGCGGGACAAACCACAUUUAAUAUGAUUGUUGGGUAAACUGAAAGUGUGUUAAAAGUGUUGAACGGAUACUGACCUUGUGGAGGAAAUGGUGGACAGGCCUCAGUGUAUGUGUAAGCGAUCUGCGCUGUAAUUUUUCCUGAUCUCGUUCUCAGAUGUUCAACGGAGUCUGUCUUCUCAGAGUUGAUUACGUGACCAUUAAAAAUUGUGAUCCAGAUUCUUUAAAGAUGAUUGAUUGUAUUAUGUCCUUUGGUGAAAAUUUGUCUCACCUUCACAUCAAUCGUAUAAAAUGCUUCUUCUGGUUUGGUGGCAUUGUAUCUAGAUCUGUACAGGUACGCACCCAAAACAAGGGGUUAUAUAACUAAACCUUGACUUUUGAAUAUCUUAUUACAAAUUUAAUUUCAGCAA
Vigna unguiculata (cowpea) is the source of this 4618-nucleotide messenger RNA. Its product is annotated as phosphatidylinositol 4-kinase beta 1-like. The record is from RefSeq and is a predicted model, not a curated record. NCBI's taxonomy places the organism in Eukaryota, Viridiplantae, Streptophyta, Magnoliopsida, Fabales, Fabaceae. Gene Ontology annotation, cellular component: cytoplasm; membrane. Gene Ontology annotation, molecular function: 1-phosphatidylinositol 4-kinase activity. Gene Ontology annotation, biological process: phosphatidylinositol phosphate biosynthetic process; phosphatidylinositol-mediated signaling.